AUGGUAUCCUCUACUACUUCCUAUGGGCUACCAGCUCUUGUAGCAGCUCUGCUAUCACUCUCCGCCACCGCCAUCGCAGCAAUCAACCCCAAGGGUCAAACCGUCGAGCUCAAUGGAAGCAACUACUACAUUCCUCCUAAAGUAGUUGCAACCCUCAAAGCCGAUCAGCACAUCUUCAACAAACUCGAUGGCUUGCAACCCCUGACAGUCAUCCACAGCGAUGCUGUGAAGCUGACAGCUUCGAUCCUUGAUACCAUAGCAAGCAACUAUGAAGCUGCUGACGAUGUCUUCAACGCUGGCUUCCUUGACAACGUUUACGUCCAGUAUAACGGUACUUCUAAGAAACCCUCCCAGAAUGUGUCAACCCAUUCCGCAUGGGGCCCAAAGAUGUUGGGAUAUGCACCUGCAUAUGGUACCAAGAAAUCAAAGACAGUGACCACGUCAGCGCCCCUGCCUGCCGGUCCAUAUUUCUUGGAUCCGUCCACUGGAUCCGUCUUUGAAGCCUAUCUGUUGUACUCCGAUGUGAUGGGCUCUUUCACUCAGGGAUUGAUCUCUGCUGGUGAAUCCAAGUACGAUGUUAUGCCCGCAAACUUGCAGGGCUAUGCCUCGUUGACUAUUGGUGUUCCUUCGCGUCUAUACUACACCAAGACAGCCAAGAAGCCUUUGGCUGGUGUUCGUCUCGGUGUGAAGGAUAUUUAUGAUAUCAAGGGUGUCAAGACCGGCUGUGGAAACCGCGCUUACUAUGAAACCUACCCAGAGGCUGAUGCUACCGGCCCUGCCAUCCAAUCCCUCAUUGAUGCGGGUGCCAUCAUUGUUGGAAAGAUGAAGACCAGUCAAUUUGCCAACGGUGAGACCGCAACUGCUGAUUGGGUCGAUUACCACUCUCCAUUCAACGCCCGCGGUGACGGUUACCAGGAUCCUAGCUCCUCAUCUUCCGGUCCUGGUUCUGGUAUUGGAGCUUAUGAGUGGUUGGAUUUGGCAGUUGGAAGUGACACCGGAGGCUCCAUUCGCAACCCUUCGCAGGUUAACGGAUGUUUCGGCAACCGACCCUCCUGGAACCUGGUCUCAUUGGAUAAGGUUAUGCCCAUGUCUCCGCUUUUGGACACUGCCGGAUUCCUGACAAGAGAUGUGCAAUUGUGGCGCACUGCUUCGGAGGUGCUGUACAAGGAAGCCGGCCUCAAGUCCUACACCAAGUACCCCAAGUCUAUCAAGACCAUCCAGUACCCAACUACUGCGUCGACCCCAUCUGAAGAGCUUUUGGUUGGCUUCGUCGACAAGCUAUCUUCCUUCUUGGGUGGUGCCAAGGUUUCUCCGUUGGAUUACAAUGCUCUCUGGGAAUCCACUAAGCCUUCAACUGUUGCCCCCAACACGACUCUCUCCAGCCUGCUGAGCCUCACUUACCCUAUCCUCAUCUCGAAACAGCAGUACCCCCUCAUCGCCGAGCCACUAUACGCUGACUAUGCCGCUGCCAAUGGAGGUCGUAAGCCUUUCAUCAACCCUGUUCCUCUGUCCCGCUGGGGUUGGGGACUUGGAUACCCUGACUCCCAACUGGACACUGAAAUCCAGAACAAGAACACAUUCACCAGCUGGUGGAACUCAACUGCCCAGGUCUUCGACGACGAGACUUGCGCUGACAGUUUGAUUCUUUAUGUUGGAUCUCAAGCCAACCCCACCUACCGCAAUGCUUACCGAAGCGUGCCUGGUGUCCCUGUCGGAUUCUCUACAUCCCGCAUUGCCAACUUCGCUGGUGUCCCCGAUAUGGUCGUUCCCAUCGGCGAGGCGCUCUACAACUCCACUGUCACCCUCCAGCAGGAAUACCUACCUGUCUCGGUCAACUUCUUGGCACCACACGGCUGUGAUCUGAUGGUCUUCAACCUUGUCAAUGAGUUGGUUGAGGCUGGUAUUGUGAAGGAGCCCAGCGCCGGAUCCAGCAUGUACGGAGAUGGUGUGACUUAUUAUUGA
Penicillium vulpinum is the source of this 1962-nucleotide messenger RNA. RefSeq lists its product as uncharacterized. Bases 1 to 1962 code for a protein of 653 amino acids. The record is from RefSeq and is a predicted model, not a curated record. The transcript has 4 exons. NCBI's taxonomy places the organism in Eukaryota, Fungi, Ascomycota, Eurotiomycetes, Eurotiales, Aspergillaceae.